AUGUCUUGGAGAGGAGAGGAGAGGAAAGGAGAGCAGAGGGGAGGAGAGGAGAGGAGAGGAGAGGAGAGGAGAGGAGAGGAGAGGAGAGGAGAGGAGAGGAGAGGAGAGGAGAGGAGAGGAGAGGAGAGGAGAGGAGAGGAGAGGAGAGGAGAGGAGAGGAGAGGAGAGGAGAGGAGAGGUGGAGUGAGAGGAGAGGAGGACUGAGAGUAGAAGAGGAGUGAGAGGAGAGGAGAGGGGGAUUGAGAGGAGUGGAGAGGGGGAGUGAGAGGAGAGGAGAUGAGGAUUUAGAGGAGAGGAGAGGGGGAGUGAGAGGAGAGGAGAGGAGUGGCGGAGUGAGAGGAGAGGAGAGGAGGAGAGGAGAGGAGAGGAGAGGAGUGAGUGGGGAGUGAGAGGAGUGGAGAGGGGGAGUGAGAGGAGAGGAGAGGAGGAUUGAGAGGAGAGGAGAGGGGGAGUGAGAGGAGGAUUGAGAGGAGAGGAGAGGAGAGGCGAAGUGAGAGGAGAGGAGAGGCGAAGUGAGAGAAGAGUAGAGGGGGAGUGAGAGGAGAGGAGAGGGGGAGUGAGAGAAGAGAAGAGGGGGAUUCAAUGCAGCUGAGCCACCUCAUGAUCCCACACUUUCUCUAUUCAGUCUGGCAAAGACCCCUAUGCAAUUACACAGCUCCACUAGUGUGGAGUCCUACAGGCGAUAGCUAUAUAAUAGUUAUACCUCACAUCUCUGCUGUCCAUGACGAUAUCCUCACUUUACCAUGAAAGGCUUGUUCAAUAAGAAGCACUGUAACACCUAGCUUCCCUCUAGCUUUGUCUUUGAUGGCAUCCUGCUGUUACUGUAUGAUUCCAAGGUGGGUUGUCUGUUUAUGAGUCUUUCUUCCUGGGUUAGAGGUUUUUAUAUGACUGACAUGACAGACAUGACAGACGUGACAGACGUGACAGUAUGCCUUGUAGUAUAAUACUACUCUAUGUAUAUGUAUUUCUGCUUGUGUGUGUGUGUGUGUGUGUGUGUGACUGUACUGUAACACAUGUUUUAUUUGUGUGAAAACUGUGUGUGUUUGUGUGGGAUAAACAUGCAGGUUUUCUCCAUAAGCCUUGAACAGUAUAUCCUCUGAGGACUUGAGUGGCUGAUAGUGGCUGCUGCACUGUGUCACACCCUUUCUGAUGGGGUAGGUGACCCUAGCUCUCUCCCUUCAGGUAAAGGACCCGAGACGGUCUUCGCCGGCCAAAAGCUCAACGACAAUGAGUGGCACACGGUGAAAGUGGUGCGCAGAGGAAAGAACCUCCAGCUCUCUGUGGACAACGUGACGGUAGAAGGUCAGUGUCCACUCUCCACUGUCUGUCACUACCCCUUGGUGGGUAGAAUGGAGGGAUAGGUAAGAGGAAUGGAAGACAGAAGGGGUAUUAUGAAGUCUGGGGAUAAAAAUGACCCUGUGAAGUUAUUCCUUACGUUGCCAGUGUCAGUCAGUUUGAACCGGUUUGUGGUGGUCACAAACCGCCCAGAGAAGUCCUCUGGGGCUGACCAUGUUUAGGACGGGGGUAUUUGUAAUAAGCCGCUUGGCCGUGCUCAUUACUGCUCAUUAGUGGGAAGCAAUAACAUCAUCAUGGCAUGUAACUACCAUAUUUCAUCCGCAUACAUAUCAUGAUCUGGGCCUAAAGCGUGUCCUGAUCAGGCCACAUGGUUAGGAAAAUGAGGAGGAACUCCAUGCCUAUAAUCCUAACAUAUUCCCAUGUCCUCCUUCGCUCUCCAGGCCAAAUGACAGGUGCCCACACCCGUCUGGAGUUCCACAACAUUGAGACGGGCAUCAUGACAGAGCGCCGCUUCAUCUCCAUGGUGCCCUCCAACUUCAUCGGUCACCUCCAGGGCCUGACAGUCAAUGGCGUGCCCUACCUGGACCAGUGCAAGAACGGCGACAUCUCCUACUGUGAACUCAACGCCCGCUUCGGCAUGCGCCACAUCAUCGCCGAUCCAGUGACGUUUCGAACGAAAGCGAGCUAUCUAGCGUUGGCUACUUUGCAGGCCUACGCUUCCAUGCACCUCUUCUUCCAGUUCAAGACCACCACGUCGGACGGCCUGCUGCUCUUCAACUCGGGGGACGGCAGCGACUUCAUCAUUGUGGAGCUGGUCAAAGGGUGAGUCUGGACGUUUGAUUCGUCCCUUACUGAUAAGGACAUGACAUAAGAUUACCCUGAAAAAUGAAAUGUGGUGAAGUUCAGCUUAUUCUGCCAACAUGGCCUACCAUUCCAAGUGUGGCACAUCUUAAUCACACGAUAAUGCGAAACAGAAAACAAUUAUUUACAUGAAAAUAUUCUACAAUAUACAGUGGAGAACAAGUAUUUGAUACACUGCCGAUUUUGCAGGUUUUCCUACUUACAAAGCAUGUAGAGGUCUGUAAUUUUUAUCAUAGGUACACUUCAACUGUGAGAGACGGAAUCUAAAACCAAAAUCCAGAAAAUCACAUUGUAUGAUUUUUAAGUAAUUAAUUUGCAUUUUAUUGCAUGACAUAAGUAUUUGAUCACCUACCAACCAGUUAGAAUUCCGGCUCUCACAGACCUGUUAGUUUUUCUUUCUGUUCUCCUGUUCUCCACUCAUUACCUGUAUUAACUGCACCUGUUUGAACUCGUUAACUGUAUAAAAGACACCUGUCCACACACUCAAUCAAAAAGACUCCAACCUCUCCACAAUGGCCAAGACCAGAGAGCUGUGUAAGGACAUCAGGGAUAAAAUUGUAGACCUGCACAAGGCUGGGAUGGGCUACAGGACAAUAGGCAAGCAGCUUGGUGAGAAGGCAACAACUGUUGGCGCAAUUAUUAGAAAAUUGAAGACGUUCAAGAUGACGGUCAAUCACCCUCGGUCUGGGGCUCCAUACAAGAUCUCACCUCGUGGGGCAUCAAUGAUAAUGAGGAAGGUGAGGGAUCAGCCCAGAACUACACGGCAGGACCUGGUCAAUGACCUGAAGAGAGCUGGGACCACAGUCUCAAAGAAAACCAUUAGUAACACACUACGCCGUCAUGGAUUAAAAUCCUGCAGCGCACGCAAGGUCCCCCUGCUCAAGCCAGCGCAUGUCCAGGCCCGUCGGACGUUUGCCAAUGACCAUCUGGAUGAUCCAGAGGAGGAAUGGGAGAAGGUCAUGUGGUCUGAUGAGACAAAAAUAGAGCUUUUUGGUCUAAACUCCACUCGUCGUGUUUGGAGGGAGAAGAAGGAUGAGUACAACCCCAAGAACACCAUCCCAACCGUGAAGCAUGGAGGUGGAAACAUCAUUAUUUGGGGAUGCUUUUCUGCAAAGGGGACAGGACAACUGCACCGUAUUGAGGGGAGGAUGGAUGGGGCCAUGUAUUGCGAGAUCUUGGCCAACAACCUCCUUCCCUCAGUAAAAGCAUUGAAGAUGGGUCGUGGCUGGGUCUUCCAGCAUGACAACGACCCAAAACACACAGCCAGGGCAACUAAGGAGUGGCUCCGUAAGAAGCAUCUCAAGGUCCUGGAGUGGCCUAGCCAGUCUCCAGACCUGAACCCAAUAGAACAUCUUUGGAGGGAGCUGAAAGUCCGUAUUGCCCAGCGACAGCCCCGAAACCUGAAGGAUCUGGAGAAGGUCUGUAUAGAGGAGUGGGCCAAAAUCCCUGCUGCAGUGUGAAAACCUGAUCAAGACCUACAGGAAAUGUAUGAUCUCUGUAAUUGCAAACAAAGGUUUCUGUACCAAAUAUUAUGUUCUGCUUUUCUGAUGUAUCAAAUACUUAUGUCAUGCAAUAAAAUGCAAAUGAAUUACUUAAAAAUCAUACAAUGUGAUUUUCUGGAUUUUUGUUUUAGAUUCCGUCUCUCACAGUUGAAGUGUACCUAUGAUAAAAAUUACAGACCUCUCUACAUGCUUUGUAAGUAGGAAAACCUGCAAAAUCGGCAGUGUAUCAAAUACUUUUUCUCCCCACUGUAGAUGCAGUGAAAAGGAGAAAGUCCUACAUAAGUUCCACUAAGAUAGGGUAGGGAGUUUGAGUUAUACGGUGCUGUGAAUCAGGGCUGGUUGGAGGAAGUUCCCUCUAUUUCUCAGGGAGCAAUAAUAUUCACUCUGGUUUAUGGCUCCAUGAAUGGCCAGAACAGGCUAUAAUUAUGGUGGAGGAAAUAGAAGUUGGAGAAAAUAUUCCACUUUCUUCAUUGUAAAUAUCAGACGCCCAUCCACCUGUACACACAAUCCAUAUGCCCCAUAGAUGUAAACAGACUGAAUGAAAGCUAUUUAAUUGGCCUUAAAAUUGUAAUUUAGUUGUUAAAACUCUGAAUGAAGGCUUUGAAGAAAAGGAACCCUGAAAUUGCUCUGCUCUGAAUGGUGUGUUAUAUUCCCUGCUGUCGCCAGGCUAUUCAUCCAUUCUUACAGUAUAUUUGAAAAAUGCUUGUUGUGAUGCAUGUAUCUCCCUGCCCCUCUUCCUCCCCGCCUGGCAUUGUUACGACACAAAGGACCCCAACCUUCUCUUUCAGCACACACAAAGACAAGGCAAAGCAGGAAUAAACAAAUUCGAAAAACAUUGCUCAGGCAAACUAGUCAUCACCAGAUGACACAAAAGCAAAUCAUUUUGCGCAUGAACGAAAUAUGCCACCAUGUCCACCUCUGGGCAAAUAGGAGGGGAAAGUUUCAUUCAGAGCAUCUGAGAGGAAAAACUAGUUUCUUAUUUACAUGUCAAAACAAAAAAAGACAAAGUAUAUCAUUUCUGAGAAGCUGUAUAUUACUGUAAGUGGGGUAGGGCAAUCUACUGCUGGAGGCUCAGUGAAAGGAUGCUGUUUACAUAUAAUAUGGGUUGGACUGGCUCAGCCUGUCUCCUUGAACUCCGGGCUCCUCCAUUGAAUAGCCUUAACUAUACUGAAAGUACUGCAUGGUGUCUCCAUGGAGUUGUUCAAAACAAAUAUUUGACUGGAGAAACCUUUUUCAAAAGAGCCAGGAACAUUUUUCAAAAAGAGCCUGGAACAUUUUUCAAAAUAGCCUGGAACAUUUUUCAAAAGAGCCUGGAACAUUUUUCAAAAUAGCCUGGAACAUUUUUCAAAAGAGCCUGGAACAUCUUUCAAAAGAGAGCCAGGACAUUUUUUUAAAGGGUCUGGAACAUUUUUCAAAAGAGCCUGGAACAUUUUUCAAAAGAGCCAAACACCAAAUUCUUCAGCUUGCUUGGCUAGACCUGGCUAUGUCUGGUUUACACUUAUUUCAAAGAACGUUGUUCUAUGGGUGACAUUUAGAUUUUGGUUUGGUCACACUGACUGAAUGUGAUGGAUGAGGUGUUAUUGGUAGAAAUGUUCUCCUUUUUGAAGCACCUUUGCCACUUUGUCCCUUACAGGUUUUCGUUCAGUCUCACACACACACACACACACACACACACACACACACACACACACACACACACACACACACACACACACACACACACACACACACACACACACACACACACACACACACACACACACCUACAGUCAUUUACUAAAAGUAUCUUACGACCUGUGUUUAUAGCUACGUCCAUUAUGUCUUUGACCUCGGCAAUGGUCCGUCGCUGAUGAAGGGCAACUCGGACAAGCCACUCAACGACAACCAGUGGCACAACGUGGUGGUCUCCCGGGACGCCAACAACGUGCACACGCUCAAGAUCGACUCACGCACCGUCACCCAGCACUCCAAUGGAGCCCGCAACCUGGAUCUCAAAGGUAAGGGGCAUUAUUCCAUAUCCCCUUUUCCGUAG
This is a messenger RNA of Coregonus sp. 'balchen', 5691 nucleotides long. Lineage: Eukaryota; Metazoa; Chordata; Actinopteri; Salmoniformes; Salmonidae. The record is from the annotation of a GenBank genome assembly.